Molecule: messenger RNA, 1724 nt
Organism: Leguminivora glycinivorella
Lineage: Eukaryota; Metazoa; Arthropoda; Insecta; Lepidoptera; Tortricidae
Exons: 3
Coding region: 9-1175 (388 amino acids)
Source: RefSeq, a predicted model, not a curated record
AGUUACAAAUGUUUAAGUUUUGGGCAUUGUGGUCAAUACUAACGUUUAUAAAUUUAUCUAUAAAUACUGCGCAUUCAGCAGAAAAUGAUGUAGAAUAUUUGCCACAUUAUGCAUCCGAUUUAGCUGUAAAUUCAGAUCUAGAACACCAGUUAAAAAAAAAGCUUGCCCAAAAAAGGAAAAGAGAAGAAAGACUUCACAAGUUAAACGAACAUAUCGCAAAGGACACUGAAUAUUUUGACGAAAUUCCGCAUUUUGCGGUAAGCAGUUCUAAGAGUAUAAGAAAACAAGCAAGUAUUGAAAAUGCCUUCAAAAAAAUUAUAGGUAUGGUUGGAGUCAAAUACACGUACAAAAGAGACUUAGACUGGAGAACAUGGAGAGAAGUGACUUAUCCUGGAAAGAAAAAGGAAAUUAUAUGUUACAGGUGCCAAAAUAUAGUAAAAUUAGCUGAAAAUAAUUGCACCAGUUGCCACAUGGGAGGAUAUUGGGUAAUUGAAGAGAACCAGCCAAAGUGUUCAUAUGAAAUACUUUCCUUCAGAAAUAGGAACGAGGUGUGUGUCGCACAUUUUUGGCAGUUAAACACAGCGAAACAUAACUCAUGUCCAGUCGUGAUCCCAUUAAAUGAAAUAUUUGGAUGUGGAAUUCCUAUGAUAACGAAAUAUGUAGUCAAUGCGGAUUACUCGAAGAACGUUUCUGAACGCACUUUACCCACGUUUUGUAAAACGCGGGAAAUGUGCGAAUUUUCAACUGUUUAUGCAAUAAACCCAGAAAGCAUAGUGUUCAGAGUUAUAAAUACAACAAACGACAUAAUUUACUCUAGAAUAAUGAAAAGGAACAGGAAAAAAUACGUGUGCAUCGACAACUGCGGCAUUUUUAAUUUCGACACACUGAGUGCUACAAGGAAGGAGGACCAUUUAGUUUUAAACCUUUUAAAUUCGAAUAAAAAGAAACGGGACAACCCUAGGCCUAAAAACAAAAAUAAGCGGCAAAAAUCAAAAAGUGGAAAUUUGAAAUCAAAUAAAGAGGCGUUGAAUAAUAAUGAUUUAUUCGUAUAUGAUAGCGAUUAUUUAGAACAACCAUCGGAUAGACAGCAGAGUACGACAGUAAACCCAUCAAUGUGUAAACAAAUACUUUUGAAAGAACUUUACAGAGAUUUGAACGAUGACAAUCUUACAUAAGAAUAUAUGUAUAGACGGUGAACCAAAUCUGGGCUCUAAAAAAUGGCGCGAAAUUAAUAUAAUUUUCUAUUUGAAUUAUACCUUCGCCCCUACAAGUCAGUCAAUUCAGUCAAUGUUUAAGUAUUAUGGCUCGUCGAUGAUUCCACCUACGUUAAGGUUUUAAAAAGACAAUUAGCCCUACAAUUUUCAAAUUUGCCGCCUUUCUUAGUGCCAAGAUUUGGUUGACCAUCUAUAAAAAUGUACAUUGUAAUUUUAUAUAAUUUUAAGGCAUGCUGUUAUGGCGACAAUGAAAAAUGUAGGCACCACGCUUUGUUCACUAAAAAAAAUGCAUAUUUUUCUAUUGCCAUAUUUGAUUGGUUAGUCAGACAUGUGUUCAGAUCAGACUAAACAUGUUUAUCAUAGGCGAAUUUCCUCUCAACAGUAUGAGCACUUUCAAAAAAGUUUUGUAUAUUAUCGAUUUAUAUCAAUAAUGCGCCUGACUUAUCUUAUGUAUCAAUAUUGCUAUUAUAAUUAAAUUAAACCAAAAAGUGAAGUCUUCAAAUUAUACUA